AAUAGAANGAAAUGAAAAAUUCAACAAUAGAAAACCAAAAAUGUAUAUAUACUGAUUAUUACGCAAUACAAUGUUGUAUUAUACUAUAUUGCGGUUAUGUGUUGUGUUUGGUGUGUAGUGUGUGAACAGCUGAUCGGCCGGUAGUAGCGAUAUCCACUACUACUUGAGUAGUAGGGAGUAGUCGCGUGAUAAUGAUUAAACCGGUCCGAGUACACACUUUUAAGUUAACAACACACUAUUAUGUUGCAGCUGCAACAGUAGUCGAACGAUGAACUCGUCAUUGUAAAGGACGGCACGACAUGCACGCCAACAUGUGUAUACAAAAUAAAUCCACUCUGAGACUGAAACACCGCCGGAUGGCGAUCGCGGAGCUUCCUCUUCACGUACGACAGGUCGCACUAUGCGCGGUGGCCGACGGGCAGUGCGAACCGGUCGCUCGGGCGCUGGAAUACAGAUAUAGACUGAAUUUAUCAAUUACCGUUUGAUCUUUCACGUUGACCUUUAGUAGCAGCGGAAGAUAUUUUAUUUAAUUGUCUUAACGGUAUCAAAAAUGAAAAAAUUGACUGUAUUAUUAAGAAUAACAAAUUUAUUAAUUGAGCGAAAUAUUUGAUAAAUUAAAAUCUAUUGCCGUUGGAGCUUCGUCUUUAUCUGGAUUGUUGAACUCGAUGUAUCAAAGAUAUAACUACAAACGCAAUCAACACAUAAUGAAUGAUUUACAAUGUAUCUCAGUGAAUUUUCAAAAUGAUCAGCCCAUUGAAUGUUUUACAAAGAAGAUGAAAAGUGAUAUUCGGUUGACAAAUAGGUUGCUUUUGUUUGUAGUAAUUAUUGCAGCACUGUCAAUUCCUUUAUUUACAUUUUGGACUACACUUUUUCCGCAAGAUGGAAUUAAACGUCAUGCUGCUAUAGAGAUGAUACCAUUUAUUGAUGCUAGUCAUGUUUUGGAGUAUUGGUUAAAAACUAUUUUUUUAACUUUAGUUAUAUUAUAUGCAAACAUAAAAAUUGUUGCUGUUCAUUGUUUUUAUAUCGGUGCAUUAUCACAGAUAAAAUGUGGAUUUAUUCAUUUGAGAAAAAAUAUAUCUUAUGCUAUUGAGUGCACAGCUGAUCUAUCUCUUUUUUAUAGAUGUAUUAAAAUCCAUCAAAAUAUUAUAAGAGUUGGGAAUAAUAUUUGCGAUACUUAUUCACCAGUGUUUUCUUUUUUUUUGGCAUUUUUUAUAAUUGAAAAUAUUUCAAUAAUGGUUAUGAUCAUAUGCAUUCCAAAUAUGCCUUUAAUGAUGAAAUAUCUACCUAUGACUCAUUUAUUGUUGUGUUUGAUAACAUUAUAUAUAUCAUGUAAUGUAGGAUCUAGUUUAGAAGAAGAGUCAACUAAAAUUGGAAAAGAACCUUUUGGAAUUUAUAUUCUUAACCCGUCAAUUUUAACUAUAAAACAAAAUUUGCUGAUUUUAUUAUUAGGGUCGUAUACACCACUCAGAUGUAAAUGCAUAUUUCAACCUUCAGUAUGCAUGAACAAUGAAACGUAUGCAAGGUUUUUCAAAUUUUCUUUCUCGGUACUACUGGCAACUAAAAAAAUUGUAAAUAAAGGAAUGGUAGACUAAAAUUUAUUUUUAAAACUAAUAUAGACUUAUAUAUGUAGUAUUGAUUAAUUUUUUUAUUUUGAUUAGAU
Messenger RNA from Daktulosphaira vitifoliae (grape phylloxera), 1660 nucleotides. RefSeq lists its product as uncharacterized. Gene Ontology annotation, biological process: detection of chemical stimulus involved in sensory perception of smell; sensory perception of smell. Gene Ontology annotation, molecular function: olfactory receptor activity; odorant binding. The record is from RefSeq and is a predicted model, not a curated record. Lineage: Eukaryota; Metazoa; Arthropoda; Insecta; Hemiptera; Phylloxeridae. Gene Ontology annotation, cellular component: plasma membrane. The transcript is spliced from 9 exons. Bases 666 to 1592 code for a protein of 308 amino acids.